Messenger RNA from Cooperia oncophora, 1881 nucleotides. The record is from the annotation of a GenBank genome assembly. Lineage: Eukaryota; Metazoa; Nematoda; Chromadorea; Rhabditida; Trichostrongylidae.
AUGCUGAUCCCAUUUCAAAAGAGAAAAACUUUAUAUUUCUGCGUAUACCUGUCUUGCGAGAAUAUUUGGAAAGAGAAAUGGCUAUGGAAAAUCCUUCCCUUCAAAUACGACUUUGAACGCGUCAUUGAUGACUGGGUUUUCCUCUGUUUCUUCGUUGGAAAUGACUUUUUACCACAUCUCCCUUCCUUAGAAAUACGAGAAGGUGCUAUAGAUCGCCUUAUCAAGUUGUACAAGGAUAUGGUAUAUAAUAUGAAAGGGUAUUUGACCAAAGACGGGAAUGUUUAUGUGGACAGAGUUGAGCGAAUCAUGCUUGUUCUUGGAGAAGUAGAAGAUGAAAUUUUCAAACGUCGCCAGCAAGAUGAAGAAAGAUUCAAAGCAAUCCAAAAGGCUAAGAAAGCACGUCUCAGUGGAGGACGUCCACAGGCACCGUCGUAUGUACCGAGGGCUGGUUCACUAAUCGCACCGCUUUCAAAGGCCACACCUAUGAGUGGAGAAACAACCCGAAAUCUAGCUGCUACUGCUCGAAAAGAGGCUAUGCAGUACGCUGAUUCCAAGACGGACAAUAGUCCUGGAAGUAGGAAAAGGGCAGCAGAGGCUCCCUUGGAUCUUUCCGAUGAGGAACCUAAGGAUGAGGUUCGUUUAUUCGAGGCUGGUUGGAAAGAUCGCUAUUACCGAGCAAAGUUUGACGUAGGAGCGGACGAUGUCGACUUUAGAAGGAAAGUGGCAUGGGCAUAUGUCGAAGGUCUCUGCUGGGUGCUCAAGUACUAUUACCAGGGUUGUGCUAGUUGGGACUGGUAUUUCCCAUAUCACUAUGCGCCGUUUGCGAGUGAUUUUGACACCGUUUCACAGUUCAAACCUGAUUUCUCUCGACCUACCAAGCCAUUCAAACCCCUAGAGCAACUGAUGAGCGUAUUCCCCGCGGCAAGCAAGCAACAUCUUCCUUUGCACUGGCAAAAACUAAUGACGGACGAGGACUCACCAAUUAUUGAUUUGUAUCCAGUAGACUUCCGUAUCGAUCUUAAUGGAAAGAAGUUUGCUUGGCAAGGCGUUGCACUAUUGCCUUUUGUUGAUGAAGACCGCCUGCUCAAAACACUGGAAACAGUGCAACACACAUUGACCGAGGAAGAGAAAGCUCGUAAUACUACCGGUCCUGAUCGAAUAUUUAUCGGUAGAAAUCACCCGGCUUUCGACUUCUUCAAGGAACUUUACUCUAACAACAACGGAGGUGAAAACUCUGUCGACAUUGAUCCUGCAUUUACAUAUGGUAUAAGUGGGAGGAUAACUGCCGACAAAACGGCUCUUGCUCCGGAUUUGCCGUUUCCCUCUCCCGUCAAUGACAAAUCAUGUCCCGAUUUGCCGGUGAACGGAGCAUUGAUGGUUAUUUAUCAGGAUCCCCAGUAUCCUAAAGGAUUCAUUUUUCCUGCAAGGCGAUUGGAGAAUGCGAAAGAAAUACCUCGUACACUCCGAGAUUACGGCAGGACUGGCUCAGAUUAUCGUCCACAAAUAGGGUUCACCAGAGACGUACCAGGUCGAGCAAGCCUUGAUAAUUCUGCCCAUCGCUUCAUUCAGCACAACGCCAGAUCUGACAAUCGCAGCUAUGAAGGCGAUCGUAACAAUGGCGGCGGUCCAGGAAGAGGAUACGAUGGCGGAAGAGGAGGCUAUCAAGGUGGUGGCUUCAAUCGCGGUGGUUACGGUGGAGGCCAGAAUGGAGUGUACGCCAGUGGAGGAUAUCGUCAAAAUUCGUACGGGGGCCAAGCAAGGGGUUAUUCUAAUUCGGGGUAUGGUAACCAAGCGCCUCGAGGAGGAUACAGGGGAGAUCUCCCUAGAGGACGAGGUGGCGGAUACUCCGGCCCGGGUGGACAGCGUCCACCAUGGCGUUAA